ACGAAAAACAAUGGUGAUAAUUUCAAUAUAAAUUAAUUUGGAGAUGUUUAUAAUUACAAUAAAAAAAUGGAAUGACUCACUGCUUAUUAAUAACACAAAAAAUAUAUCAUUUGAAUGAUUCUGUAACAUAGUUUAUUCACUCAUAAAAUUUCAUACGUAUUGAAAAUUUAAAAAAUGUGUUUCUAGUGAAGUAAACGAUAACAAAAGUUUGAAAGACACAAGGACAAUUUGAAUGCGACUACUUAUUACAGCAAACUCAAGUCGAAUGACGACACAUGUGAUCAUAAAUAUACAUUCAAUAGAAGUUCAUGUUCGUUUUUUAAAUUAUCACCACUAGGGCGCGGUAUUUUUAUUGCGCAUGUGCUAUAAAACAAUCCGGAAUUGCCCACUUGUUUGCAGCCCAAGAGGUACACAGCUACUAAAAAUGUGUCAGCAGUAAUACAACAUUUGAGUUCAAUGCACUGAAAGAAAUAAAUGGGAGUUGCAGACACCGAGAAAGAACUCGCUGAAAGUACGGGAAGGAUCCGCCGUCCCGUCUACAAUCCAUCGUCAGCAGAUUCAUCUUGUGAGAAAGACGAGCAGAUAGACCUGUUACUUUCGGCCAAAAAAAAAAGAAAAAACUCGCAGAUUAACGAAAACAAGGUCAAGAAGUUAAUGAGUGAAGAUAUAAUGAAAACUUACCAAUUACAACGGGAAAAAGAAUUUCAAGAAAUAAGUAUUAUUCCACCUGAAAGCUCGGCAAGUGAUGAUAAUAAUAAUAUUGGUGACAAGACAGCAACAAAUGAGACACAGCAUCUGGAUGAGUCUACACUCUCGAUUACACACCGAGCCAUCCCAACAAUUCAAACGAAUCAGGAAUUUCAUGGCGACAAGGAAACUGAAAUGCUGGCGCAAUUAUUGCAAAAAAAUAGAGAACAAGCUGAAAAGAUUAAACGACUAAGUCAACAACUUGAACGGAACGUACAACGCGAUAUUUACCAGCAACAGCAAGAAGAAGAAGAAGAACAACAACAACGACGACAACAACAACUCCAACUACAAGAAGAAGAACGACGACGACAACAACAACAACAAGACGAAGAAGAUCGACAACAACAACAGCUCCAGCAACAAGACGAAGAAAAACGACAACGACAACUCCAGCAACAAGACGAAGAAGAACGACAACGACAACUCCAGCAACAAGACGAAGAAGAACGACAACGACAACUCCAGCAACAAAACGAAGAAGAACAACAAUCACAACAACAACAACCACAACCACAACAAUUGCGUCAUGAAGAUGAUAUUCGUCGGAUUGUUGAACCCAUCCAUGUAGGAGGUGGUUUUUAUGUGCCCAGUUUAUCUUAUCGUGAAGCGUUUAAUAGUUACGUCCCGUCGAAAUUUGUGAAAAUCAUGUCGCAUGGAAUAUGGGGUGUUGAAAAACUCGCAACCAAAGUUGUUCGUAAACAAAAAAAUACAGGGGAUAAAAAGGAGUUAACACCUGAGAAGAAAGUCGUAAUUUUAUAUCACUAUGAAAGAUUUAAAAAAAAAAGAAACCUUUCCAAAGAUCUAUAUGACGUUGAAGUAGGCAAGCUGAACAAGUAUCUUGGAACCGCAAUAACGAGUGCUCGAAAAAAUUCAAAUAAAGAUAGACCUUAGAGAAUGAACAAUUAAUUUUACAAUACACGUAACCAUCUUGAAGUUCCAGCUAAACAAAAUUGAUCUCAUUUCCUACUAGAGUGAUUUUUCCAUAGCAAUAAUUUAUUUAUUUAUUGAUUUGAAGACUAUCAGAAAGUAAAUUUGAAAUUUUCUAGAUAAUUUUUAUGUAUUAUUAAUAUUUAAUAGAUUUAAUAAAAAAUAUAGUAAAAAAAAAAGAUAAAUAUAAUUGUAUGGU
Messenger RNA from Microplitis mediator, 1876 nucleotides. RefSeq names its product putative mediator of RNA polymerase II transcription subunit 26. The transcript has 5 exons. Lineage: Eukaryota; Metazoa; Arthropoda; Insecta; Hymenoptera; Braconidae. The coding region runs from base 475 to 1641 and encodes 388 amino acids. The record is from RefSeq and is a predicted model, not a curated record.